This is a messenger RNA of Pomacea canaliculata, 5378 nucleotides long. Its product is annotated as probable isocitrate dehydrogenase [NAD] subunit alpha, mitochondrial. Lineage: Eukaryota; Metazoa; Mollusca; Gastropoda; Architaenioglossa; Ampullariidae. The record is from RefSeq and is a predicted model, not a curated record. Gene Ontology annotation, cellular component: mitochondrion. The coding region runs from base 262 to 1362 and encodes 366 amino acids. Gene Ontology annotation, molecular function: isocitrate dehydrogenase (NAD+) activity; magnesium ion binding; NAD binding. Gene Ontology annotation, biological process: tricarboxylic acid cycle; isocitrate metabolic process. The transcript is spliced from 10 exons.
GGUCGAUUGCAACCACUUGUUUAAGAUCUAUUAUGGUUUUUUACUAAUAGAAUUCUUCUGCACAAUAAUAAUUUUUAAAAAGCGAAAUUGUCAAAACACUAUGCGAAUUAUAAUUUUAAAAAAAGCUUAGUUGUUAAUUACGGGUUUAAAAUUGUUUUAAAAGAACUUGUCAAAUCGCUUCGAAAACAUGCGUUGAACCUAUUUGACAGCGAAUUUGCAUUUAAUCCGGAAGUAGUCGCAAGAUAAAGCGUCAAUGUCAUCAUGGCGGUCAGGGCUGCUCGAUCGUUGUUUUCACAUGCACAAGCCACUACAAAUUUGCAGAACUUGGCAUGCAUUUAUAGUCACAAUCUUCAGGUGCAGAAAGUCACAAUGAUUCCAGGAGAUGGAAUAGGACCAGAAAUCUCACAAGCUGUCAAAGAAAUAUUUGCAUCAGCAGGGGCCCCAGUUGAAUGGGAGGAUGUGGAUGUCACACCAGUGAAGGGCCCAGAUGGAGUGUUUAGACUUCCACAGAAGAUAUUUGAUUCCAUGGCAGAGACUAGAAUUGGAUUGAAAGGCCCACUGGCGACACCUAUUGGGAAAGGACAUCAGUCUUUGAACCUAGCAUUGAGAAAAGCCUUCAAUCUGUAUGCUAACGUCCGUCCCUGUAAGUCCAUAGAAGGUUUUAAGACACCUUAUGAUGAUGUAAACCUUAUUACAAUCAGAGAAAAUACAGAAGGGGAGUACAGUGGUAUUGAACAUAAGAUUGUAGAUGGAGUUGUUCAGAGCAUUAAGCUGAUCACAGAAAAUGCGUCAAGACGAGUCGCAGAAUAUGCCUUCAAAUAUGCUCGUGAAAACAACAGAAGCACAGUCACGGUUGUCCACAAAGCAAAUAUAAUGAGAAUGUCUGAUGGACUUUUCUUGAAGUGUUGUCGUGAGGUGGCAAACAAGAACAAAGAUAUUAGAUUCACAGAGUCCUAUUUAGAUACAGUCUGCUUAAAUAUGGUCCAAGAUCCAACACAGUUUGACGUCCUGGUCAUGCCUAAUUUGUAUGGUGAUAUCCUCAGUGAUUUGUGUGCUGGACUGAUUGGAGGGUUGGGUGUGACACCUAGUGGAAACAUUGGAGAAGAUGGUGCCAUCUUUGAAUCUGUCCAUGGCACAGCUCCAGACAUUGCUGGUCAAGACAAAGCUAAUCCCACUGCCCUUCUGCUUAGUGCAGUUAUGAUGUUGAGACAUAUGGGACUUGGGGACUAUGGACGUCGUAUUGAGAAAGCUGCUCUGGAUACUGUCAAAGAUGGCAAGGUUUUGACUGCAGAUUUGGGUGGCAACGCCACUUGUUCAGCAUAUACAAAAGAAAUUUGUGCUCGAGUUCAGAAUACACCCUGAUUACUUCCAGUCAGGGUUGCUACUACCUUGUCUCCUUUGAUGAUCACCAUCGCAAGGGUUUUUCUCUCUCUUCCCCAUCCUAUUGAUUAGUCUUUCAACAGUUGUGAUAUUAGGAGUUUGCUCCAGUCAUUUGUAAUAGUACAGCCUGGUGGCUUUUCUGCCAGGAUUUAAGAACUUUUUUUUAUAUGUGCUACAAGAGAAGCAAAGGUGUGCUGUACCAAAUGUAUGUGAAAGAUUCUGAAAGGUUCAUUGUAUUAUUACCAAAAUGCUGGUUUCACAUCAUCAAAUUAUAGAGAGACAUGAACAAAGUUUUGUAGUUUGGACUACUCAGUGCAAAAGGAGCUUGUGUAACCAACAGCAAGUUUGAGUUAUUGAUACAAAUAAAUAUAUUUCUGCUUUUGUGCUAAAAUCUUAUUUGUAUAACUUUCCACUUGUUGGAGCAGGCUAGUUUAUUUGCUAGGUGAAAAAACAUAAUACUUAUCAGAUAUUUUAACUGUUAAUGGUUGGCUAUACUAAUUAGUAAGCAGUAGAAAGCAACUUUGUCUUCAGAAGGUUGUGCAACGGAAAUGUGUUUUAAGAGUAUUUAAUAGUGUAUAAAUAAAGCAAUUUUGAUAUUUAGUAUGUUUAUUAUAAUUACUACAAAAGGUUGCUUUAAUAUGAUAAGAGAAAAUAAUUGCAAUUUAUGUAAUCUGGAUAGUCGUGAUGGAAUGAAUAAAUCUCAUUCUGUUUAUUGGUUUAAAAGUGUUAUUGGUUUGUACUGGUUACAGUAUACUAGGUAUAGGAAAAGAAGACAUUCUCAAAGACUGAAUUAGUACUUCAGUACAAAUAUACAUGGGCAUUUACUCAUGUAAUCAGGUUGCAAUGAAAUUUGGAUUUUUUUUAAAAACCGCUCACUUAGUCUAAUGCUUAUCUCACCCGAUAAUAGUUUCUUUAAAAACAGCCUUUUGCUGUAUGGAAGGUUUUCCUUUCAUCAGGGCUUCUGCUAAGGCUAAAUUCUUUGGGGUCCCAGGGACCCCUCCUUCAGAUUUUUAAGGGGUCCCUGUUCUUUGCCCAAAUUUGAAGGGGACCCCAUUGACGAAAAUUGAAGGGGUCCUCCGAACUUUUAAUGUGUACUGUACGCAAUUUUUUGCGUAAGCAGAAGCCCUGGUUCAUUAUAAACAAAAAAAAUAUUUUCUGAGUGUAUCUUACCAGCUCAUUCUGUACAUGGGCUGAGGUUAACAGUCUAGUGCUUGUCACUAAAACAAGUGACAAACAGGUGUCCUUGGGUUCAGAUUUUAAUCUGUAACAUCAGAUUUUGUCAAAGGCAUGCUGUUUUUGCUUUCUGCAUGUGGCAGUUGUUUACAGAACAGGUUAGAUGUAGCCUUUAUCAAUGGCUUAACAUAAAAUAACAAUCUGAAGUUACUUUGGUGUUUUAGUGCAAACAUGUUCAUUUUUCUUUUGUUUUUGGAAAUUUUGUGGGGUAAUAAUUUAAUAUUAACUUUUCAGGCAUGGUUGCAGUGAAAUUUUCCAAGUUAUACAUAAUAUCUGAACAGAGCGCUUUUAAUGUACUUAAAUAAUAUUUAGACAAUAUAUGCAACAGUUUGUUUUUUAAACCUCUUUAGCUAAGAUAAGAAAUAUAAUUUCUCUAGAAAAAUGAAAGAAUUUAAUGACUAAAUCAUCUCUACUGUGAUACCUCCUAUAAAAAUAAUGGAAACUUGCCUUUUUAAAUGUUGGCAAAAUGCAGCUGAUCAUGGUGAGAACACUUAUAUGAUUGUAACCUGCCAUUUUCAUUUUGAUUCUCAUUCAAAGAACUGAAAGUGCUGUGUAUGCUUUGCACCAUAGCUGUUCGCCUUAUGGUGAUGCUUCUUGACAUUUUACACAUUGUGUUAAAUAAUUCAUUAUGUGCUUGGCAUUAUAUGCUGGUUCUCAGUAUACUAUGUUCAAACCUUCUUAAAGUGGAUACUUAACUGGCCACAUAUUGGAGAAGCAGACAGCUGAGUAGUUAGAGCACUGGCAUUCAAACUGAGAGGCAUACUUGUUGGACACCCGAGUAUAGUAGCAAACUUCCCCCAGUUGCUCCAGCUGGCAGGAAUGGGUACCUGACUCCAUAGAGGGUUGGGGAAGGUUAAGCAGCAAGGGAGAGGAGAUGGGCACUGCCCUCACUUGAAGCUGGCCCUGAAAAAUUUGCGGUCUCUAACACCUCACCUCCCCCUUUCCCGAUAACCUGAAAAGGUUAGGAGACGACAUUUACCUUUUUAUUGGUUAAUUCAGCUGUCGCAGUUCAGUUGGAAGUAAUCUUUGGGACAUGAUCUGUUGAGCUAAACUAUGAAUGGUAGGCUUAAAGACCAAACAUUUACCUUAUGGUGGAAGGACUAGCUUGACGCAAGGAGAAGGGAGGUGAAGAGAACACAUAUUGCCAGCUACAAUAGUGGUCAUUCUUUGCUAAUUGCUUCCAUCUGGCGCAACAAGUACCCUCAUCUCCCUUUAUCAAGUCAAAUCCAUUCCUUACUGCUGAACAAUGAAAGUCUGGCCUGUGAUGUUUAGAGUGCUCCAUGCUCAACCUUGAUCUGUAACAUAUUUUAGGGACCAGAUGUUUACAUAAAAAUAUGGAUUCCCAGCGUCUUUUUUUAAAGCAAAUAACGUACAGUCAAAAUCAUAUGAGUAUACAUAUAUACUUAUAAAGUAACUGUAUAUACAUCUAAAAAAAUUUAAAUUGCUGAAGGUCAAAUAUUUAUAAAACCUGCCUCCCUGAGGUCUAAUAUCUGUUUUGGGUUGUUUUUUAAAACCUAAUCAGUGCUUAUACUUAGAUGCUUUAAUUUAAUAAUGGCAGAUGUGUCAGCAAGCUUGCUUGAGGGCAUUUUGGGAGUCUUUAAGAUCAUGAUAUAGUUUCUUGACUGGAUAAUACAUUAAAGAUAUGUGUGUGUGUGCACAUGCACACACAUACUUGAUACAAGUUAAAGCAUAAAAUGAUCUUUCAGUUUGAAAAAUAUCUCAUCAUUCUCUUACUGAACUUCUUUUCAGUUUAGACCCUAUUUAAUAUUCUGCUAGAAAACAAUCACAUUUUCAUGAACUAAAUUAAAAUGUAGCUGAGUGUUGAAUCUCAUUGAGUGAGGAUGACUGUUAAGUGCAACCUAAAUGUUAAAUGGGAAGCUCUGCUACAAAAAGACUGGCUUUUUUAAAAUGUUUGUUAAACAUUUUAGGUCAUUUUAAACUUCAUUUCUGUUAGUGUUGAUCUCAAAUUGAAUUUUUUCAUAUAUUCUUUGUGUUUUACAAAUAACCCAUAAGAUGAUAAAUGAGCUCUUGUCUUGUACUUGUGUAAGCCUUAGAAGGAUGUGUUUUCUUAAUCUUUGUUCAUUAAGACCAGUAAAUAGUGAUAUGUGAAUCAAACAUUCACUUGCUGUGAUGGCUUCUUCCAUCCAUGAAUGACUCUCGCCAGCUAGAGUAGAUUAAUGUGCUCCAUAUUUUUCUUAUUUAUCAUUUUUUCCAGUUUCUAUGAACACAUCUCUUAUUUCACAGUUUUAAUGUCUAGAUAUGGGAUUUUUUUCACUGUAUUUAAAUGUUAGAUCAGUGCAUUUAUUAAGAAAAAUUAGGAUAAAUCUGUGUAUAUUUGACAUGUAUCUUGUGAAAGUCAGUAUCAGUAUAAACCUUUGUAAAAACAAUAGUUUGUUGAAUACAUUUGACACAACAUUGGUGUCCAGACACAUCUGUCAUCCAUUGUAGUCAAGCAGAUAAAGCAGAUAACCUUUAUCAUGCAUUAUAGCCCCCAAGUAUCUAUGAUGGUCUAGGAAUCAAAGUACACAACUUUGUUAACACUGUGCUAUCAAAGCUGACAGCAAUUCUGUCACAAUUGCAACAACCUCACAUCCAUCAUAAAUUUAUAACUAGUUGUCUAGACAAUUUGGACAGAAUGAACCCCUUUCCUGCUGUUGGGUGCUGUAUGUGUUAUGAUAGAAAAACACUAUUUGCUGCAUUAACAGUUGGUGUGCCACUAGGUUUAACAUAAAAAAAUAUAUUCUAAAAAUAUAUGCUCAUAUACA